Serendipita indica DSM 11827 is the source of this 4833-nucleotide messenger RNA. Lineage: Eukaryota; Fungi; Basidiomycota; Agaricomycetes; Sebacinales; Serendipitaceae. The record is from the annotation of a GenBank genome assembly.
AUGAGCCGCCAAACUGGCUAUGUGGGCCAGCCCGGUGCCAGCUAUAAUUACCCGCAAUCCAAUCAGCCGCCCGUUAUCCGCAACAGCGUCAACCCUGGGACCACGCCAAUGGCCCGGCCGCUCAAAGCAGCGCAAACACAGCAGGACAAGUUUGGAUCGCCCCUCGUCAGCAAUUCCUCCUCCACGUCACGUGCUUCCUCCUUUUUCUCGUCCUUUCGUAAAAACUCUGUGGAAAUGGACAGAGCGCACGCACCAGACCGGGCCUAUCAGACGAUGAGCGCCGCUGCCCAGAGUCAGCGCAGGCCAGAAACAGCCCAGUGGGACGAAUAUGGACGCCCGUUGAUGUCGAUGGGUGCUGCUAACGACUCGAUGCGUCCACAGCAGGCCAGGACAACAUCUGGCCCCUCUAAACUAGUCAGCCCCCGCGCACAAACCCUGCAGCAGUCGCAUUCGUACACAGGAUCCGUUUCGUCAACAAACUCUGGCUCAGUUGGACGACGGAAAUCGGCGCUCAUUCGUGAUAUUCCGACAAAGGACGAGUAUACAGGCGCAGUCCAUCCAGAGAUUCAGCAGGUCGUCGGCCUGACCGUCGCCCAUAGUGGCAAAGUAUAUGCUUCGGGACCUCUGGUGAGGAGAAACGAACGCAACGCAGAUGGCACUACGAACAAGGAUGCCCAAUGGAUCGAAGUCUGGGCUCAGUUGGGAGGUACUACCCUCAGCGUUUGGGAGAUGGAAGCUAUCAACAAGGCAAAUGCAGAAGGUCGUCAAGUCCCUCCAACCUAUAUCAACGUCACAGACUCGAUUGUCCAAGUGCUCGGUUCCGUCAUGAACCCUCAAACAACAACCUCUCCAGAACAACGGCACAGUAAUGUCAUUACAAUCAACACCGCGGGGUCCAACCUCAUUCUUUUUGCUUGCCCCAACCCUCCGACUUUGCUCUCGUGGGCCACGGCCCUUCGGCUUGCAUCAUGGGAAAAGUCGCGAAUCGAAGAAAUUUACACCGGCCACUUAUUCCGGCUGGGCAUGAUGGAUGGUAACCGGUUCCUUGAACCGGAUAGCACGCUGCACAAGGGCAAGCUCGAAGGAUGGGCCAAAGUUCGCAUAAGCGGCACGACAGAGUGGCAGCGUCUGUGGGUGGUCAUCACCACAGGUUCGCAAACCUCUUCCUCUAUUGAUAGUGGUCGACCGGGUUCACCAGAUGGGUCCACGAAACGAAAUAGGCUUUCUAGCUUUUUGGGCGGGAAGAGUUCGACUUCGAAUAGCGGCCAUGGCAGUGGCUUUGUCGGGGUGCCGACGAUUGGAAUGUACCCCAGUAACAAGACCAAGGACAAGAAGCGUGUGCUGUACACGACUACGGAUGUAACGCAGGCUUUCGCCGUUUAUCCCGAACGACCCGAAGUCAUCAAUCAGAGUUCUCUAUUCAAGAUUGAAGCCACGAUCAAAGAUGAACAGGCGUAUGCGUCUACGCCAAUGAGAGAGCGAGCUCCUGAUGCUCGUGAAGGAUACGCUCUCAUUAUUCCUGAACUCGAGCCCGGAAAGCAGGGUUCUAGUGAGAUGAUCAAGUGGCUUAUUGCUAUUCAUGACGCUUUCCGGCUCUAUGGCCGACCCGAGAGUUAUUCGUGGAAUCCACGUGAUCCAAAGUCCAUGUUUUUUACUUAUCCAUAUGGGCCGUACAGAGACCAUCUAUUCCUUGACCGCGAACUGGCAGAGGUCAUUGAUCCACGCAUUCAUCAGACUUCCAAAGUCAGAGCCAAGCUGAUGGAUAUCCUGAUCCAGCGAAUGCAUGCACCUCCUCAACCGCCUCCUGCCAACGGCAGCCCUCAACUCCCGCCGCUCAACUUUGGUCAAGACCAACACCUCAGCAGCAGCAACAGCAGCAACAGCAACAGCAACAGCAACAGACGCAAGAAGGAUCCCAUAUCCAAGGGCGCGAGUACGGCAAGUGCAGAGAUGCAUUCGAUGGUGCCUGCUCAGCGAUCGCCCGCGAAUUAUGAGCCUCAGCCAGCACAGAACGGUGGUGCUGCAUCUUUUGCUCCAAGCUCGCAGUCUACGGAGUUGCCGUAUGGGAGGAGGCCAACUGUAUCCACAGCGGAUUCGCAUGGUCAGGCGGCGGCAUCUUCUACUCCUAUUGGGGAAACAGCAAAACAUGUGCAACGCCAGGCUUCCAUGGAUCGCUCAUGGUCACCUUCCCGCGACAACGCCGCAGCUUUCAACCCGUCUGUACCAGUGAGGACCCAAACGACACCACGACCAUCGGUGGAUACCAACUCUCGCACUGGUUCCCCUCUCUCCACCCGCAAUUAUGCGCCUCCAGCGGUCCCGCCGUCUAACAUUGCUUCCACAGCUGCUAAUGGACAGAAUCCAGGCCCAUCCGGGGCAUCUGUCAGUAAACCAGGCUCUUACUCUUCAACGCCUCCACCUACUGCCACCUGGGGACCUCCCUCAGGACCUCCCACAGGACCUCCCACAGGACCUCCCACGCCAUCAAGAGGCACUAAUGUUCAACAAAUGACGUCGGCGGCACAGCCCUCAUCAGCUCCCACAGCUCAAACGUCCGCUGUCGCCGCUGAGCCGUCAGAGGACGCACGGCUCUACGACGAAGCAGGGGCUCUCUACAUGUUGUCUCAGAUAGAUGAACCGGAUGAAUUUUCGCCUCUUCGAGAAGUGCCGAUGCAGCCGCUGCCACCUCGCCUUGCUGCGCUUGAGCGACAGCGACAAAAUUCGGCGGGACGCGAGGAAGAUAUUCCGGCCUCGCCAUUUGCGAGCACGAGCAACAUAGCAGCUCAAUACACGACACCAAGGAAUCAAAAUGCGUACAGUCCGACAUUUGGUGGGAGCAGUAGCGGUGGCGUUGGAAACACGUCGAUGCGAAGCGAGGGCUUGGCGACAGGGAGUGCCUCAUUUAGUCCAGAACCGAAACGGACUGGAUCGUCGUCGAAAAUAGCUUCGUCUCCACCACCAUCCGCUCCGGUUUCUGCUCCUACCACUCCCAGUUUUUUGCCACCUCAGAGUCGACAGACGUCCGUUCAAGAGUACACUGCGUCGCCGUUGCCCAUGAGCGCCAAAUCUCACGAAGAACAUGAAGACGACAAUGCUGAUGUGUUUGCGGCCAUCAACUAUAUGAAUGUUACCGACGAGCAACCCGCGCACCAAAACGGGAAUUUGAUCCCUCCGCCAACGACCGCGAAACCAGGCGCGCCGAUCACACCGUCUGCGAGUAGCAGUGACAGCGGAAAGGACCCGCAGCAGACACGUUCGUCGUUCGCGCCCUCUGCAAAAUCCGCAGAGCGGAAAGCACAUGUAGAAGCAACUCAGGCCGCAAAAGAUAAUAACCGACACAAGCCUGGACGUAGCAAGCCCAAGCAAGGUAGCACGGCUCAUGGGGCUUGGGGAGCCAGUAGCGACGAGGAAGAAGAGGAAGAAGAGGACGACGAUGAUUCGGAUGACGAUGCAGGUCCCUCAAAAUUGCCCCAACAAAAGAGUGGGACAAUUGUUUCGCCUCAGCCGCAACCACACCCUACGCACCCCAAUCCAAUGUCGGAGUUGGCGCAUUCCAAUGGUCAAUACAGUUCCGUGGAUUCCCGGGGUGGACCAUCGCGGAGACUUCCUGCUAUCCCAGGACCAUCAUACUCCAAUGGAGCGAGUCCAAUCCCUCAUCCAGACCCUUACCGCCACGCGGAACCACGUUCACUACAAGGCCACGCGGAACCACCUCGUUCACUACAAGGCCACGCCUCACAACCAUCUUCUUCUGAUCCUCAUGCCUACCCGAGGCGAACGGUGGAGACUACAGACGAAUUUGGACGACGUGCACCACCUGAGUCCCAUCAAUCUCACUCUCGGCCGACUUACCAGGAGCGACCACAGGUUCAAACCAUGCCGAAUCGACCAAUGUGGAGUACCGUUCUCGAUCCCGCUGGAGAGGCCCCGACAAAGACCAAUGCGCGCAAUACCUUUGUCACACUCGAACCCAACGAGACAAUGACCAUGGCGUUCCAGCCGCAUGGUCUCUUGGAGGCCGGUAUGCAAGACAAGCAGAAUCGCUCUGCCAAGCAGCAAGAGGCGAAUGCUCGCGAGACUGGUGCAUCUCUUAUCAACGUUCCUACUGCGCCGCCGCCGCCACAAAUGGGACUUGUUGGCGCAAUUACCGCUCACCAGAGAGAUCGAGAUAGAGAGGGUGGUGUUGGUGCUGCGCUUACUGAGCGAGAGCGAGAACGACGAAUUGCAGAGGAACGACAGCGCAAGUAUGACGAGCUGCAGCGUGCACAGCUGGACAAAGCGAUGACAAUGGGUGGUGGCGGGGAGAUGCAACAGGGAUUCAAUCCAAUGAUGCUGAACCCAAUGAUGGGCUGGGGAAUGCCGAUGAUGUAUCCGAUGGGAGGCAUGCCUGGAAUGGGCUGGGGAGGAGCGAUGACGCCGCAACAACAGCAACAACAGCAGUACCAGAUGUGGGCCGCUCAGCAAGCAGCCAUGCAAGCCUACCAACAAGCCAUGAUGACCUUUUCACAAGCUGGAUCACAAGCAGGCUCGGAUGCGGGCGGAAAUGAUGCUAAUGCUGGACGACAGGGCGCUAGUUCACCCAUGCCUGGUUGGGGAAUGCCCAUGGGUUCCCCCAUGAUGACGCCCAUGAUGAUGCCUGGAAUGGGAAUGGGCAUGGGUAUGAUGCCAAACUUUGGAAUGGGUGGUUCAGGAUUCAUGCAGCCGCCUGCACCGUCGGUUCAACCUGGUCGCUCGCCCGUUGAAGACGCAUCUAGAUUCUCUCUUGCGCACACGCCACGCGACUCUCCCAAUAAUCGCUCACCGGAUCAUCACUCGAAAGAGAACCAAUCAUGA